Molecule: messenger RNA, 2262 nt
Organism: Dendrobium catenatum
Lineage: Eukaryota; Viridiplantae; Streptophyta; Magnoliopsida; Asparagales; Orchidaceae
Product: subtilisin-like protease SBT1.2
Exons: 2
Coding region: 1-2262 (753 amino acids)
Biological process (GO): proteolysis
Molecular function (GO): serine-type endopeptidase activity
Source: RefSeq, a predicted model, not a curated record
AUGGGGGAAGAGAAGAAGAAGAUGAAUAACUACUCUUUCCCCCUUCUCCUCCUCCUCCUCCUCCUCGUCUCUCUCCACUCCAUACCCAACGCUACUGCAGCUGAGACUCCCCUUCUGAAAACCUACAUCAUCCGUGUCGAAAAGGCCCCAGCUUCCAUCCUUGACCUUCACCAAUGGUACAAAUCCUUCCUUCCAACUUCCACCGAAGCCUUAAACGGACAACGAAUGAUAUACUCUUACAAACACGCCAUCGCCGGCUUUGCUGCGCGGCUCACCGAGAAAGAAGUCAGUUUGAUUUCCUCCAAGCCGGGCUUCAUCAGCGCCCACCCCGACCGCAUUAUCUCUAUUCAAACCACCCACACGCCUUCCUUCCUCGGCCUGAUUAAGAACAACUCAAAUAACGCCGGCUGGGUAGAUUUAGGCGGUGGCGAAGGCGUCGUGAUCGGAGUUCUCGACACCGGCAUCUUUCCCGACCACCCUUCCUUCAGCGGCGAAGGCAUGCCACCGCCGCCGAAAAAAUGGAAGGGGAGGUGCGACUUCAAUGCGUCGCAGUGCAACAAUAAGCUCAUCGGGGCAAGAACGUUCCUUAAUGGCUCAGCGGCUUCGAGAGAUGUGAUGGAUGUGAGUGAAGGUCCAGGUCUUCCUCCAUUUGAUGAAGAAGGGCAUGGAACGCACACCGCAAGUACUGCGGCGGGGGCAAUGGUGGAGGGUGCUCAGGUGUUUGGCAACGCUAAGGGAGUGGCGACGGGAAUGGCUCCGAGAGCGCACCUUGCAAUCUACAAGGUAUGCGAAGAUGACUGCUACUCGAGCGAUAUACUAGCCGGGAUGGAGUCCGCAGUGGCAGAUGGAGUCGACGUCCUCUCAAUCUCCCUCGGCGGCUCGUCGGUUCCCUUCUUCCAAGAUGAAAUUGCAAUUGCCGCGCUUCACGCCGUCCAGAAAGGAAUAUUCGUGAGCUGCGCUGCCGGAAACGACGGCCCAGCUCCCUCUACCCUCUCCAACGAGGCGCCAUGGAUACUAACCGUCGCGGCUAGCAACACCGACCGCUCCUUCGUCGCAAACGUUAAGCUCGGCAAUAACCUCGUUUUCUCUGGCCAAACGGUCUACCAACCCCCCAACUUCACCGACGCACAACGCCCACUCAUCUACGCCGGCUUCUGCACCAACCGCUCGCUUUCCGGUCUUGAUUCUAAAGGAAAGGUGGUUGUUUGCGACCGAGGAGGCGGACUAAGCAGGAUUUCCAAGGGUGAAUCUGUCAAAGCGGCAGGGGGAGCAGCAAUGAUCCUUGUGAAUGAAAAAGACGAUGCGUACAGCAUAAUUGCGGAUGCCCACGUCCUCCCGGCCUCUGCAGUCAGCUUUCAAGCUGGAUUGAAGAUCAAGGCCUAUCUAUCCUCUUCAAAAACACCCACAGCAUCAAUCAUUUUUCAAGGCACGGUUUUUGGCUCCUCCCCUGCUCCCGCGAUCGCUUCUUUCUCCUCCCGUGGACCGAGCAUGGCUAGCCCGGGUAUCCUUAAACCGGAUAUCACCGGUCCAGGUGUCGACAUUCUCGCAGCAUGGCCGGUAUCAGUGGGCCCACCAACGUCGAAGCCCUUUAAUAUAAUCUCCGGGACUUCAAUGUCCACGCCGCACCUCGCCGGAAUCGCAGCGCUGAUAAAGAGUACCCAUCCAGAUUGGUCUCCGGCAGCGAUCAAAUCAGCAAUGAUGACAACUGCCGGAAUAGAAGAUCGAAGCAGGAGGCCAAUAGUGGAUGAACGGCUUCUCCCGGCGGACCAUUUCGCACUUGGGGCUGGCCAUGUGAACCCACUCAGGGCUGUCGAUCCGGGCCUCGUUUACGAUACUGAUGUAGAGGAUUACACGCCUUACCUUUGCGGAUUGAACUACAGCAACGCUCAGUUAACGAUAAUGACGGGCAAGAAGGAUAUUGACUGCUCAAAGAUUAAGAGCAUUACUGAGGUUGAGCUGAACUAUCCGUCGGUAUUGGUGUGGCUUGGCCGAGAUGAGGAGAGGAACGUGACGGUUUGGAGGACGGUGAAGAAUGUGGGAGAGGCAAAGGUUGAGUUUUUAGUGAACGUUGAUGAGCCAAAAGGAGUGGAGGUGGUGGCGGCGCCCAGUAGACUGAGCUUCAAUGAGGUUGGGGAGGAGAAAAAGUUUGCUUUGACAUUUAGGCGUAGCGGAAGUGGAGGGGAAGUGGCGGAGGGAAGGAUCAAAUGGGUUUCGAGCAGGUAUGAGGUUAGUAUUCCGAUAACGGUCAUAUUAAAGGAGUAG